CCUAAGAGGACCCUUUGCGAAAAUUUUUUGUCUGCCUUUUUUAACAAGAUAAUUUAAAGUAGCUAUAGCAUUGCAUUAAAUGUCGCUGUUUCGCAAGCCGAAGAAAAUACAGCGGCGCGUGUUCUCCAGCGGUGUGGACGAUGACAAUGACGGGGCCACGUUGGACUUGGACGCCGAGAUGGAGUCGGCACCGCCGCCGCCGAUAUUAUCCGGCAAACGCGACAAGGAAAAAGUGAAGAAAACCAUCAAAACGAAUGAUGACAACAAGCCAAAAGCUUUGCUUAGCUUUGCCGACGAUGAGGAUGAUGGGGAGGUCUUUCAAGUGCGGAAAUCGUCGAAUAGCAAGAAAAUAAUGCGCUUGAUGGACAAGGAGCGGCGCAAGAAGAAGCGCGAGGAGCGAACGGAGCACGGUAGCACGGAAAAUGGUAGUACACAGCAUUUAGAGUCGUCCAGUGCCACGGGUGCUUCGGGUGCUACAAAUUCUAGUAGAUAUAAAAACGCGAGCAGCGAUCAGAGUAAAAGUAAAAAAAGUGAUAAUCAUAUGAUCCAAACCGAAAUACGCACAGACGACUUUGUGCUCGUGGUUAAGAAAUCAGAGACCCCCGAGGCUGUUCUGAAUGGUCGGGCGGCCCUCUGUGCCGGGCGUGAUGAUAUGAGCGACGAUGGAGGCGAUCCAUCGGACGAUGGGGGCCAUAGCAAGGAGCAUCAUCGCUUCUCCAAGCCGGAGGCAUUGAAGCAAAUGCUGGAGAGUGGCUCCAUUCCAGAUGCGGCAAUGAUACAUGCCGCUCGCAAACGACGACAGCGAGCCAGAGAACAGGGUGCCGGUGAUUAUAUACCCAUUGAGGAGAGCAAAGAGCAACCCAAACUGAGCACCCGCCUGCCCAACGAGGAUGUCGAGGGCGAUCAGUCGGACGAUGAGGAGCGUGUGGACAUGAGCGACAUAACCGGUCGCAAGGAACGUGAAGAGCGUCGCGAGCAGUUCUAUGCCGUCGAGAAUGAUUCGACCGAUGAAGACUCUGACCGCGAGAUGAACGAGUGGGAGAACCAGCAGAUCCGCAAGGGCGUCACCGGUGCCCAGCUAGUCCAUGCCCAGCACGAAACUGUGCUCUCACGCUUCAUGAUCAAACCGGCGGCGCCCAGCGGUGCUCUAGCCCUGGAAGACGCCGACCUAGUGGCCCCACAGUCCACCUCCACGCUGCUGGAACAAGCCUAUGCGAAGAAUGCCCUCGAUCGCAGCCAUCUGGCCUCAGCCAUGCGCAGCUCUGCCGCAAAGCCCAAAAAGGAAAAACCCAAGGCCACAGCACUGCGCACACCCCAGGAGAUAUUCACUGCCAUUCAGUCACGCCUUGCGGAGAUUAAAGAACGCUCGGCGGAUCACUCGGCCACCAUGGCCAGAGUCAGCUUGGAGCUGAAGGAACUAAAGCUGCAGCAGCAGGAGUGCCAGAAGAAUGCUCCAACGGCGGCAGCCAAGUACAAAUUCUAUCAGGAGGUCAAGUGCUAUGUGAACGAUCUGGUGGAUUGCCUGGCCGAAAAGAGCCCCGUCAUCAACGAGCUGGAAAAACGGGCCCUGCAUCAGUCGGGAAAGAAUAAUCGCUAUCUGGUGAAUCGCCGGCGACAGGAUAUCAGAGAUCAGGCCAAGGAAAUGGCCGAGGCAACAAAACCUAUUUCCGCUGCUGCCCGUCGCACACCGGAAUACGAAGAACAAGUGCGCCGCGCAGCCGAGCGGGAGGGACGAAGGACACGUCGUCGCUGCGAACGUGAACGCAACGAUCUCUUGGCCUCCCACUUGGAUGGCAUGUCCAGCGAUGAUGAAAUAGCCGACCAGCAGCAGGAACAGAGUGUGUCUGCCACUGCGCAAACGCAAAAGGAAGCUGACGAAGCGUUUGAAGAUGUCACCGAUGAAUUCUGCAAAAUCGAGCUCAUUCUCAUGAAGUUCUAUGCUUGGCGAAAGACCGACAUGUCCUCGUAUCUGGAUGCGUUUGUUAGCUUGUGUUUGCCCAAACUAUUGGCCCCACUAGUGCGCCACGAACUGCUGGUGUGGUCGCCAUUGCUGGAGGUGUAUGCAGACAUAGAGACAAUGCGCUGGUAUCAGGCUUGCAUGCUGUACGCCUGUCAGGCAGAUGAAACAAUGGAGCAGCUAAAGAACGAUCCUGAUGUGAAUCUAGUGCCAUCGCUCAUUGAUAAGAUUGUGCUGCCAAAAGUGACCUCUUUGGUCACGGAAUGCUGGGAUCCCUUGUCUACCACACAAACACUGCGGCUCGUGGGCUUUAUCAAUCGCUUGGGUCGUGAUUUUCCACUCACUGGAACCAAUAAGCAGCUCAAGAAACUCUUUGAAUCGAUUAUGGAACGCAUGCGAUUGGCAUUGGAGAAUGAUGUGUUUAUACCGAUAUUUCCCAAGCAAGUGCAAGAAGCGAAGACUUCAUUCUUUCAGCGUCAAUUCUGCAGCGGCCUGAAGCUCUUUCGCAACUUUCUCAGCUGGCAGGGCAUCCUGGGGGACAAGCUACUACGUGAGCUGGCAAUUGGGGGGCUACUAAAUCGCUACCUGCUGCUGGCCCUGCGUGUCUGCUCGCCCAAUGAUGCCAUCAACAAGGCCUAUAUCAUAGUAAAUACCCUGCCCACGGUUUGGUUGCUGCCCAACAGCGAAACUCUCAAGAAUUUGGAACUAUUUAUAAUGUAUAUAAAACAAACAUUGGACAGCUGCGAUUCCAGCAAUCCAGUUUUUAUGCAAUCCUGCGAAAAGGCCAAGCAAAUGCUAAUAAGACUACAUAGUUAUUAAAGUA
Molecule: messenger RNA, 2780 nt
Organism: Drosophila subobscura
Lineage: Eukaryota; Metazoa; Arthropoda; Insecta; Diptera; Drosophilidae
Product: PAX3- and PAX7-binding protein 1
Exons: 9
Coding region: 80-2776 (898 amino acids)
Biological process (GO): mRNA splicing, via spliceosome; spliceosomal complex disassembly
Cellular component (GO): U2-type post-mRNA release spliceosomal complex; nucleus
Molecular function (GO): DNA binding
Source: RefSeq, a predicted model, not a curated record